Brassica napus (rape) is the source of this 2256-nucleotide messenger RNA. RefSeq names its product homeobox protein 2-like. The record is from RefSeq and is a predicted model, not a curated record. Gene Ontology annotation, molecular function: protein binding. Gene Ontology annotation, biological process: regulation of flower development. Bases 394 to 1560 code for a protein of 388 amino acids. NCBI's taxonomy places the organism in Eukaryota, Viridiplantae, Streptophyta, Magnoliopsida, Brassicales, Brassicaceae. Gene Ontology annotation, cellular component: nucleus. The transcript is spliced from 5 exons.
ACGUGGCAUUUCUCAAGGACUUAUUACAUUAACACACUAGUACUUUACAUACAUGCAGAUACAUACAUAUAUACAUACACAUUUAACAAAAACUAUAUAUAACUUGUUACGUGAACUUGCAUAACCUCCAAUUAGUUUCUCCAGAAAACUGUAAGAACAUUUUCUUUUCUUCUCUGUCUUAAACAGAAUUGUUUUUUUGUUCUAUUUGAUUAAUUAUUAUCCUUUCUCCCCCAUAUUAAUUCUACGGAUCUUCUUGUUCAGAUACAUCACUCCUCCCACACAUUCUACAAAGCAUUCAAGAAGCCUUUCUUGGGAAAUUUUUCUCUUGAUAUUUCCCAGAAAACCUUGGCAUCACGUUGGAGUACAUACGUAAUAACAGAAACACAUAUAAACAUGUCGCAGGACGUAAUUUCGUCGCACGAACAGCUCUCAAUGGAUGAGAUCACAAGCCCUCUCACCGCACAAAUCGUUGACUUUUGUGAUCCACAAUUCUUUCAAGAGACCUUUAAUCAAACUUCUGAAGUGACCUCUGCUUCAAAUUGUUGUGGCUAUGUUGAAAACAACAACAACAACAACAAUGGUUCGAAGCAAGACCAUGAAGACAACAAUAACAACAACAAUAAUGACAACGGGGACUUAUCAAUCAUAUUCGAUUCACAAGACGAUUUCGAUAACGACAUCACAGCUUCCAUCGAUUUCUCUUCCUCUAUUCAGUUUUCAGCCUCUGAUCAACUCCAAGACCAGUUUGAUUUCACCGGUGUUCAGCUUCAUCAGCCUCCCAACGUCCUCUACUCUUCAUCUUCUUGUGAUCCCCUGCCUCCGCCUUUAUCGGUUUUCGAAGAUGAUUGUCUUUCUUCUGUCCCAAGUUACAAUAUUGGCUCCCUAAACCCUACUUCCCCUUCUUGCUCUUUCUUGGGUAAUCCCGGUUUACCAACUUACAUGUCUGUAACCGGGAAUAUGAUGAAUACCGGUUUAAACAUGGAGAGAUCCGGUUUUUACUCUGGGAGUAUCCAUUUGGGUUCAGAUUUUAAACCAUCACAUGAUCAAUUGAUGAAGAUUCAGGCUGAUACUAGUGGAAUGUUCUUCCCAGAUUCGAUUAAACCCAUCUUCAAUCCAGAAAAUCACCAUCUCCAGACACUUGACGGUGGAGAAAACCAGAACCACCUUGUGGCAACACCGGUUCUUCCACAGUGUGGAACAGAUAUAACCGGUUUAGACGAUGGGAGUGUCAACAAAGUAGCUAAACUCACUGCCGAGCAGAGGAAAGAGAAGAUUCAUAGGUAUAUGAAGAAGAGAAACGAGAGGAACUUCAGCAAGAAAAUUAAGUAUGCAUGUAGGAAGACUUUGGCUGAUAGUCGUCCAAGAGUUAGAGGAAGAUUUGCAAAGAACGAUGAAUUGUGUGAACCACAUAGACAUGGUUCUUCAAGCCAUCACGAAGAAGACGAUGAUGAUGUGGGGGUCAAGGAAGAAGAACAAUUGGUUGAUUCUUCGGACAUAUUUUCACACAUAAGUGGUGUCAACUCUUUCAAGUGCAGUUAUCCAAUCCAGUCUUGGAUUUGAGUUUGAUUAUAUGGUCAUAUAAUCACAAAAUAGUAUUUUAUAGAGGUUUAUUUGUAUAUUUACUAGUGCAAUUUUUAGCCAUGACUCAUAUUUUCUCGGAAAUAUUUAGAACAUAAGAAAAGAGAGAGAUGAAUAAUGGGUUUAGGCAGCUCAUGAUGAAUAAAACUGUAGUGAAGAGAGAGAGGGUUUGUUAUUAUGUUACAUAGACUUACAAAGUUUUGUAGAUACUAAUUAUAUAACAUGGUAUGAUAUUACAAUAUCUACUGUAUUUGUUGAGUGUUGUAUAAUGAUAGUCAUUUGAAUAUUGUAUGCAAGUCUUAAACUUACAAGAUUGAGAUGUUCUUGCCAUGAGAAGUUGCAACAACCCAACUUUGAUCACGAACAGGUGAAACGUACUGGAAAACAACCUUCCACCAAAUCUUGAAACAUUAGGCAUGAAGAUGAACUUUUUAAUUUGAUUGAGAGGUGGAGCUUUUCAUACUUCAUAGAGGCAACACAAUUCAACAAAGGUUAUAAACUAAUAGUUUAUUUUCUCUGUGUUUAAGAGAUUAAAACAUGAAACAAUAGGCCAAGGAUUGUGCAUUUUCAACGAGGAACCAAAAUAAUUGAAUGUCGUACAUAAUGGCGGAAAAACAAAAUACCAACUACAAAAAUCCUCAAAUUUGUUUUUGAUAUAUUUAGAACUCCAACAAUAUU